This is a messenger RNA of Salvia splendens (bonfire salvia), 1006 nucleotides long. RefSeq names its product transcription factor MYB59. Gene Ontology annotation, molecular function: DNA-binding transcription factor activity; sequence-specific DNA binding. The transcript has 3 exons. Gene Ontology annotation, biological process: regulation of DNA-templated transcription. The coding region runs from base 41 to 847 and encodes 268 amino acids. Gene Ontology annotation, cellular component: nucleus. Lineage: Eukaryota; Viridiplantae; Streptophyta; Magnoliopsida; Lamiales; Lamiaceae. The record is from RefSeq and is a predicted model, not a curated record.
CUCUCAAACCACAAAGAGACACAAAAAAAGUUGAGACAAAAUGAAAAUGGAGAAAGAAGAAGUGAGAAAAGGGCCAUGGAUUGAACAAGAAGAUGUACAGCUUGUAUUCUACGUGAACUUGUUUGGUGAUCGCCGAUGGGAUUUCGUUGCUAAAGUUUCAGGUUUGAAACGAACUGGCAAGAGCUGCAGGCUGCGGUGGGUUAACUACCUUCACCCCGACCUCAAACGAGGCAAGAUGACUCCCAAUGAAGAGCGUCUCGUGGUCGAGCUUCAGUCCAAAUGGGGAAACAGGUGGUCGAAAAUUGCCCAAAAACUGCCUGGGCGCACAGAUAAUGAGAUCAAGAACUACUGGAGGACCCAUAUGAGGAAGAAGGCUCAAGAGAGGAAGAAGAUGAUGAAGAAUAAGAAAGUGUCAUCUUCUCAAUCCUCAUCUUCAACAACUUCUUCAUCUUCAUUUUCCAACUCCUCCUCCACCCCCAACAGCCCUAGGCUGGGGGACUCUGCCUCUGCCCCUGCCCCAGGGAUAGAGGGGGAGAGGAGUUUCUACGACACUGGUGGGGUGGAACUACCUACUCUUGGAGAGAAGAACAAGACUGGUGAUUUGGAGGUGGAAGUAGGGAACAAGGUAUACUCCAUGGAUGAUCUAUGGAAAGAAUUCGAAUUUUCGGAGGAGAACUGCCCACUUACCUCACAAACAGUGGCUUCUCCCAUAUGGGAUUACUGCCCAACUGACUCUUUGUGGUGUAUGAGUGAAGAAGAAAGCAAGAUGUUGAUGAUGCAGCAGCAGCCGCCUGUGGGAGAUCAUCACUUUCAACCUUUCCCUUUUUAUAAUUAUAUGAUUGGCUAACUAGAAAAGUUCAAAUUUUACAUGAAAAAAGAAGAGAGGAGUAUUUUCUAAUACAAGUAAACUAGAUGUCAUAAGGGAAUGGGGGUUGUAAUUAGCUCUCCUUGUAUAUUUGGAUUUAGGGUUCUUUUCUAAUGUGUAUUGUUAGCGUUUCUAUUUCAA